Lactuca virosa is the source of this 620-nucleotide messenger RNA. The record is from the annotation of a GenBank genome assembly. NCBI's taxonomy places the organism in Eukaryota, Viridiplantae, Streptophyta, Magnoliopsida, Asterales, Asteraceae.
AUGAAAAAGGUUUGGGCUUCUAAAUGGAAUGAAAGAGCAUAUAAAAACAGGAAUCAUGAUACAUUAUGCAUUGGUAUUUUAAUUCAAGAACAUAUUAGAGCUGAUUAUGCCUUUGUCACAUGCACAAAUCAUCCUGUGUCUCGUGACUCUUCACAGAUAUACACAGAGGAUGCAGCUUCUCGGGGAAUUGCUGGUGUAGGCUUUGAUGUUGUGCAAUACGGAUUAGCAUCUACUCCAGCAAUGUUCAAUAGUACACUGACAAAAAAUGAAGACUUUCUAUGUCCAGUUAAUGGAGCUAUCAUGAUAACAGCAAUCCAUCUAUUGGUGAAAUGAUGGAAUAUGAUGCGCCCUCCAAGCUAAUGGAGUCGGAUUCUUAUUUCUCAAAGAUUGUUGCUGAGUACUGGUCCAGCUGCAAGAGAUGAUCCAUGGGUUCUGACAGCUCUAGCAACCUCCUUCCAUGCCCUGUAGCCUCUCAAAGUUCCUGCAUCCAGGUUAUUCUCUUAGAAAGGAGAUUGUCAAAGGAGAAUUUAGUCAUGAGUUUCUUUUAAUAUUGUACAUGUUUUGUUUUCUAUAAUAAAUAUUAUGCAAUAUUAGCAAUGUGUUACAUUUACUUACCAUUG